Molecule: messenger RNA, 1891 nt
Organism: Cucurbita maxima (winter squash)
Lineage: Eukaryota; Viridiplantae; Streptophyta; Magnoliopsida; Cucurbitales; Cucurbitaceae
Exons: 15
Coding region: 346-1557 (403 amino acids)
Source: RefSeq, a predicted model, not a curated record
UUGGCCUAAAUUCAAAAUUCCCACGGUUUCUUCGAUUUCUUCGGAGAUCAACAACCAUUUCUCUUCUUUCACCGUUCUUUUUAUUUGCGUCGCUGGCUGUGAAUUUCUGACCGCUGUUCACAUUUUUCAAUCAGAUCAGUGGUUUUCCACCUGUUCGUAGACGAAGAUCGGUCGUUUGGAAGGAUUUAUCGUUCCAGGCGUGGUUCGUUUAGUUACUUGACAUCAGAUUCAAGCUUGGCGUUCUGGAAACUGUAAAUUGAUUACUCAAUGUCAUUCCAAGUUCCUACACUGGUAGAUUUCAGAGACAUACUUUUCAAAACUUGAAACUUGAACGUUUUGGACAGUAUGGCGAACCCUACACGCAGUGGAAACAUGAGAAAUCCUAACGAGAUAAUGAGGAUUCUAGUUACAACAUUUGUUGGAGGCGUUUUUGGUUUCUUUUUAGGGGUAUCCUUUCCCACACUCUCAUUAUCCCAGCUAAACUUCCCAUCCAGCCUGAUUCCUUCUAUUGAUCUCACUUACAUUGAGGACAAGUACUCAGGCCUCUCCACUGAAGCAUUCUUGAAUGCUUGGUCUUCUUUGAAGGGUAGCAGAGGCGGCUCCUUUCAGUCUUCACUGAACGAGACAAAGAUAUGGGUUCCUACAAAUCCAAGAGGAGCUGAAAGAUUACCACCUGGUAUUGUUGAGCCUGAAUCUGAUUUUAACCUUCGGCGUUUGUGGGGCAUGCCAAACGAGGAUUUGACCAUCAAACCGAAGUAUCUGGUAACAUUUACGGUUGGUUUUGGUCAGAAAAAGAAUAUUGAUGCAGCAGUUAAAAAGUUCUCAGAGAACUUCACGGUUCUGUUGUUUCACUAUGAUGGACGAGCAAGUGAUUGGGAAGAUUUAGAGUGGUCGAAGCAGGCAAUCCAUGUGAGUGUCCGAAAGCAAACUAAAUGGUGGUAUGCUAAGCGUUUUCUGCAUCCUGACAUUGUGGCAUCCUAUGACUACAUAUUUGUUUGGGAUGAGGAUCUAGGAGUAGAGCAUUUUAACGCAGAAGAGUAUUUAAAACUUGUGAGAAAACAUGGUUUGGAGAUUUCGCAACCUGGCUUAGAACCAAAUCAAGGGUUAACGUGGCAGAUGACUAAAAGGAGAGGUGACAGUGAAGUUCACAAGGAGACUGAGGAGAAACCCGGUUGGUGCACUCAUCCACAUCUUCCACCUUGUGCAGCUUUUGUUGAAAUCAUGGCAACUGUGUUUUCUCGCGAUGCAUGGCGCUGUGUUUGGCAUUUGAUUCAAAAUGAUUUGGUUCACGGUUGGGGUCUUGAUUUUGCUUUACGAAGAUGUGUGGAACAGCCCGCUCAUGAGAAAAUAGGGGUUGUGGAUUCUCAGUGGAUUGUUCAUCAAAGUAUUCCUUCUCUUGGGAAUCAGGGGAAAGCAGAAGGUGGGAGAGCACCAUGGGAAGGGGUAAGAGAGAGAUGUAAAAAAGAAUGGGAAAUUUUUAGGAUCCGGAUGUCUGAUGCUGAGAAUGCCUAUUAUCGUGGAAUGGGGAUUGAUCCGCCAAAUUCAACUCAAGCGUAGGAAAAAGGCUGCAACUAUUCUUUCCCUUUCUACUGGAAGAAAUCAUGUGUAUAAGGCACUGGUAAUUGUUUCUCUGGUAGUCUUGGAAUUUGAAUAGUCAGUUUAGGAGAAUUAAUACCACUGGGCAGUCUUUUUUUUGAAGCUCUAAAAGACUUCCAUGUGAGAGGAGAAUUACGGUCUUUAUUUAUAUGAAAGUUUUAAAAAGGUGCUUUGUCAUGUCAGAUGUGUAGAGGAAUCUAUGAAGGCAUGGACAAGCCCUUUAAUUCUCUAUGUUGCCUUUUAAAACAUUUUUCUUUAGGUGUUCUUGGCUCGCAUUUAAUUCAACGAUUUUGCA